Molecule: messenger RNA, 2226 nt
Organism: Arabidopsis lyrata subsp. lyrata
Lineage: Eukaryota; Viridiplantae; Streptophyta; Magnoliopsida; Brassicales; Brassicaceae
Product: indole-3-acetic acid-amido synthetase GH3.17
Exons: 5
Coding region: 186-1973 (595 amino acids)
Cellular component (GO): cytoplasm
Molecular function (GO): acid-amino acid ligase activity
Source: RefSeq, a predicted model, not a curated record
AACAAAAUCAACUCAUCCACAAUUGCCGACACCAUAACAUUUCGCCACAUCACACCUUUGGUCUGUUUUAUCCAAUCUCUCCUCCAAAGUUUUGAAGCUUUUAGAGAGGGGCCAGAGCUAAUCCAGAACAGAAGUUUUGGUUUUUUUUUUUUUUUUUUGCGGACAAUAAAGAGCAGUAAGCAAUCAUGUUGCCAAAGUUCGAUCCAACAGACCAAAAAGCUUGUCUGUCUCUUCUUGAGGAUUUGACCACCAACGUAAAGCAGAUUCAAGAUUCCAUAUUGGAAGCAAUACUUUCACGUAAUGCUCGUACGGAGUAUCUUAGUGGUUUCCUCAACGGUCAAGUCGAUAAGCAGAGCUUCAAGAACAACGUACCUGUUGUGACCUACGAAGAUAUUAGGCCUUAUAUCGAUCGUAUCGCUAAUGGAGAGCCGUCUGAUCUAAUCUGUGAUCGACCUAUCAGUGUACUCUUGACCAGUUCGGGUACUUCAGGAGGAGUUCCAAAGUUAAUUCCUUUGACGACAGAGGAUUUGGAACAGAGGAUGUCGUUUUCUUCUCUCUAUGCACCUCUACUCAACAAGCACAUCGAUGGGCUUAGCGAAGGAAAAUCUCUCAUAUUUUAUUUUGUGACGCGAGAAAGCAAGACUGCCAAUGGGUUGAUGGUCAGGACUAUGGUAACUAGUUUUUUGAAAAGCAUUAAACCAACCAGUUCAUUUCUUUGGGAUCGAUUACAGAUAAGCCCGCACGCGAUUACGACUUGUGCAGACACUACUCAGAGCAUGUACUGCCAAUUGCUUUGUGGGCUUCUUGAAAGAGAUAAUGUUGCUCGCCUUGGUGCACCCUUUGCUUCAUCCUUUCUCAAAGUAAUCAAGUUCUUGGAAGAUCAUUGGCCUGAGUUAUGCUCUAACAUAAGGACUGGCCGUCUCAGCGACUGGAUCACAGACGCGCAAUGUACUUUGGGGAUUGGUAAGUUCCUCACUGCUCCAAAUCCGGAACUAGCGAGCCUGAUCGAGCAAGAAUGUAGUAAAAAAUCAUGGGAGGCAGUAUUGAGGAGACUAUGGCCAAAAGCAAAAUGCAUCGAAACCAUCAUUACAGGCACCAUGGCACAGUACAUUCCAUUGCUGGAAUUCUAUAGCGGUGGUCUUCCUUUGACUUCAUCGUUUUACGGCAGCUCUGAAUGUUUUAUGGGUGUCAACUUUAAUCCUCUGUGUAAGCCUUGUGAUGUGUCGUACACCAUCAUUCCAUGUAUGGGGUACUUCGAGUUCUUAGAGGUCGAGAAAGACCAUCAAGAAGCUGGUCAUGAUCCCACAGCGAAAACUGUGGUUGUCGAUCUUGUGGAUGUUAAAAUCGGCCAUGAUUAUGAACCUGUUGUCACAACCUUUUCUGGUCUGUAUAGGUACCGUGUGGGGGACGUUUUAAGAGCGACUGGUUUCUACAACAAUGCGCCACAUUUCCGUUUCUUGGGAAGACAGAAAGUUGUUCUGAGCAUCGACAUGGACAAGACCUACGAAGAAGACCUCCUCAAGGCAGUGACAAACGCAAAGCGCCUGCUGGAGCCACAUGACCUGAUGCUCAUGGAUUUCACUAGCCGUGUAGAUUCGUCCUCGUUUCCAGGACACUAUGUACUCUAUUGGGAACUCGGGAGCAAAGUCAAGGACUCAAAGCUCGAGCCUAACAGCGAUGUCAUGGAAGAAUGCUGCUUCACUGUUGAGGAGUCUCUCGACGCUGUGUACAGAAAAGGACGAAAGAAUGAUAAGAACAUUGGACCACUUGAGAUUAAGGUUGUUAAGCCUGGCGCUUUCGACAAGCUCAUGAACUUCUUUCUGUCUCGAGGCUCUUCUGUGAGUCAGUACAAGACACCGAGGUCGGUGACGAUUGAAGAAGCCUGGAAGAUAUUGGAGGCCAACGUUGAAUCCGAGUUUCUUAGCCGGAAAAUUCCGUCGUGGGAGUUACAUGAGCUUCACUCCGGUCGGUAAAACGGCAGAUAUCUAUGAGAUUUGAGGGCAGGAGAACAUUAUUUAAGAAGUAGCAAGAUGUACUUUAGGUUAUGAAAACUCGUCUAUGAAGUGAGUCCGUGAACCCGAAAGAAGAAUUCUCUAGAUCUCGAAAUAUUAUCUUAGCAUAUUUACUUUAUGGUUUAGAAAAAUUUAUAUUAUAUGAGUGUUAGCAUUAUGUUAUUGGAUAAUAUAUCCUGAUAUGAAACACAAUUCAAUAUUAAUGUUCUGUUCA